Molecule: messenger RNA, 5743 nt
Organism: Chelonia mydas (Green sea turtle)
Lineage: Eukaryota; Metazoa; Chordata; Testudines; Cheloniidae
Gene: RSAD2
Product: radical S-adenosyl methionine domain containing 2
Exons: 6
Coding region: 1436-2506 (356 amino acids)
Biological process (GO): defense response to virus; positive regulation of immune response
Cellular component (GO): lipid droplet; endoplasmic reticulum membrane; endoplasmic reticulum
Molecular function (GO): catalytic activity; 4 iron, 4 sulfur cluster binding
Source: RefSeq, a predicted model, not a curated record
AUCAAACUCAUUUGUGAUUUUAAUACAGAACUUCUUUAAUAUGAUCCAACAGUAUGUGGUCCAAACCCAUAUUCAGAAAAUGUAUUGAUGCUAAAAAUGAAGAAAGCAUUUGUAAUUUUCAUUUCACAAGCAAGGUGUAGAGAAGAUUUUAGAAAAUGAGAACAUUUUGGCUAACUCUGACAGUCUUCUUAUGGGACAUUUGCAUUUUUAAACUCCCUCCCUCCCCCACAUCAGUGAGCCUUUGUUUCAAAUAAACAUUAAGUGCUAGUAGGUAAUACAGCCCUGGAAUUAUUCAUUGUCUGAACAAAAUUAAUCCACCAUACUCCUAACCUUCUUAUGUAUCCCUCUGAAAAUUGUUUGCAGUGUUGUUGUAGCUAUGUCAGUCCCAGGACAUUAGCCAGACAAGAUGGGUAAGGUAAGUUAUUGGACCAACUUCUGUGUGAAAAUGUUAGCUGAGAGAAAAUAUUAAUGGCCUGGGAGCCAUAAAGUGGUGUGGGAAAUUAAACACUCUGGCCCCAAGCAGGGUGACUAGAUAGCAAGUGUGAAAAAUAGGGACACUUUUUUUUUCCAGGGCCGGGGGGAGAGAAUAUUUGCAUAUAUAAAACAAAGCCCCUAAUAUCUGGACAUCCAGUCACCCUAACCCCAAGCCUCAGCUCGAGAUUGGCACACAGGUUGGGAGGUGGGGUGACUGGAAAUUUUGUGCCACUUCUCCAAGCUUGAGGCUGCUCUGCCUUGGACUGGUCCUCUGAGGCUGUAUUAAUUUGUGCCAGCUGUGAGCACCCCUAGAGAGGGCCUUUAUAACAGACAGAAAAUCCUCAGGCGGGGGGAGAGCAGGAGAGAGAGGAGCCCAGGCUAGAAUGAUUCUCCUUAUUGGCUAGCAGCACAGCGCCCAGCUGCUUUAGAGGCCCAGGGCAUCCCACCCCUUAUGGUCAGUUGUGAAGACGCACACGCCUCAAUCACACCUGCUGGCUGGACUGCGGUUUGCAGACACCCCAUGUGUCGCCUAGGGGAUGCCCAGGGGGAGGGAGCAUGUCCGAUGCAAUCAGGGGUGCAGGGUAGCUCUGCGCGAACCGCUCCGUUGGUGUGGAUGGGAAGCAGGGCACUAACCAGCUGAAACCAGAAGUCGGGCAUAUUUCCCAAGCGCCUGUUUGGGAGCCAGGCACGGGCCUGAGCAGGGCCCCAACGUGGGGAGGGGGAUGCAAAGCAGCUGGAACCAGGCAGGGAGUGAGGGUGGCCCAUUGUAAACCGGCUCGCCGCGGGCUCCACACACCUCACCUGCUGCCGCAACCGGGAGCCAAGUUUCGCUUCUCCGUAAAGGAAACCGAAACUGCCCCUUCCUUUCCCGCAGCCAGCAGCGCCUGUCACAUGCUCCCCGCUAUUAAAUGGAGCCCGCGCCCCUGCCCUGCGCCCCAGAGCGCUGCAGCCCCGCACCGCCAUGCACCUCGCCGAGAUGCGCACCUUGCCCCAGGCGCUGGCGAUGCUGCUCCGGGUCCUCCAUGCGCAGCUGAGCGCCCUGUGGCUCUGCCUGGCGCCCUUCUCCUGCUGGUUCCGGGGGGCGCUGCUGCCCGGGAGGAGCCCCCCGCUGCUGGAGGAGGGCGCUGGGGAGCCGGAUGGCGCCGAGGUGCCCACGGUUCCGACCAGCGUCAACUAUCACUUCACCCGCCAGUGCAACUACCGCUGCGGCUUCUGCUUCCACACGGCCAAGACCUCCUUCGUGCUGCCCCUCGAGGAAGCCAAGAGGGGGCUGACCAUGCUCAAGGAGGCGGGUAUGGAAAAAAUAAACUUUUCAGGAGGAGAGCCAUUUCUGCAAGACAGAGGAGAAUUUGUGGGCAAAUUGGUCCAGUUUUGCAAGCAGGAACUAAAACUGUCAAGUGUCAGCAUUGUGAGCAAUGGCAGCAUGAUUAGAGAACGAUGGUUCAAGCGUUACGGUGACUACCUAGACAUUCUUGCAGUUUCCUGUGAUAGUUUUGAUGAGGAAGUCAAUGUUUUAAUUGGCCGUGGACAAGGAAACAAGAACCACAUUGAGAAUCUCCAAAGACUGAGAAAGUGGUGCCGAGAUUAUGCUGUGGCUUUUAAAUUAAAUUCAGUAAUUAAUAGAUUUAAUGUUCACGAAGAUAUGAAUGAACAGAUUAAGGCACUAAAUCCUGUCCGAUGGAAGGUAUUCCAAUGCCUGCUCAUUGAAGGAGAGAAUACAGGUGAAGAUGCACUGAGAGAAGCAGAGAAAUUUAUUAUUAGCGAUGAAGAUUUUGAACGAUUCCUAGAUGGCCAUAGAGAGGUCUCAUGUUUAGUACCAGAAUCUAAUCAGAAGAUGAGAGACUCAUACCUCAUUCUGGAUGAAUAUAUGCGUUUUCUGAACUGUAGAAAUGGACGGAAAGAGCCUUCCAAAUCUAUCCUAGAUGUAGGCGUAGAACAUGCUAUAAAAUUCAGUGGAUUUGAUGAGAAGAUGUUUCUGAGUCGAGGAGGAAAAUAUGUGUGGAGUAAAGCAGAUAUGAAGCUAGAAUGGUGACUCAAAAGUACUUUUUUUAUUACACAUGCGCUUUGUAGUACUAUAAUAAUAAUAAUAAUUGUUUUUAACAUAAGUAUUGUAUGUAUGUUUGUUAUUUUUAUGCUUUAUAUAUAUGCCAAAGACCAUUUUUAAUUAAAAGUAAUGUUAAUUGCAGAGAAAAUAGUGUAUGUAACUUUAAAUUUUAGCUUGCAUAAAACUAAUUUUUUUGAAAUUUAGAUUGUUUUUAUCUACUCUGUACUCAGAGAUUACUAAAUAAUGAUUGAAUUUAGAUAUGAGAUGAUCUCCCAAAUCUAGUACCUACCUAAUCUCUUAAAAUUCGUAGACUACACCUUCCACUAUGGUAAAAUAUAUUGUAAAAAUAUAGGUAGUUCUAGGCAUAAAGAGUAUUGCAUUAAAUAAGAAAAAGGCAUAUAGGAAAUAGUUUUAAAAUAAUAAAUCAAUGACCAAGAAAAACAAAAACAACAAAUGGAACAUCAUAAUAUGCUUCUUUAAUUACCAGUUAGGUAGAUUUCUUACCAUGAAGCUUGUUCUGCCUAGUUCUUAAGAAAUAACAAGUUACAAUUCCAGGCUACGUCACUGGGGGCAAAUCAGUAGCCCUUUGAAGACAAUGCUGACUUUUUCUUGAGUAAGAACUGUUGAAUUGGGCUAGUUACCAUAAUAUAUGACUGAGACAUAGGCUAAAUUAAGUUAAAUGGAAACCAGCACCUAGUGAAACCUCCAAUUUUCACUUUGCAAACAUUUAUUUGUGAAAGCGCAUAUUUCCUCCAGUAUUUGUAAAUGUCAUGCAGAGUGCAGUUUUUGUGUGUUUACUAGAGAACACUACUUUUGUCAGGGGAGAAUAUGAAAUUUUUCCCAAAACAUAAUCAUGUUUUUACCCUUGAUGGAAACUAUUAUUUCACUAGAAACUGACAGUGUUUCCCAUGGGAAAUAGCCUUUUGUCUUAACAAAAAGUAUUCAAGGUGAAAACCAAAUAUUUUGCUUUUUACAUGAAUCCACUAAAAUCUUACUUUUUAAAUGAUUUCCCCCCCACCCCAUCCAGCUCUUCUGGGGGAGCUCUAUUAGAGAGAGUGGACAGAAUUCUGUAAUGGCUGCCUUGUGUUAAAGACAUGCUAGCAUUAUUAGCUGUAUAUUUUGAUAAGCCAGGAAGUCAGAAACCACAAAGUUCACAUACCAUAUGUCUUCAUUUAGAAGCCAGCUUGGCUUAGUAAUCACCCUUAUUUAGUAGCUGCACCAAUAACAUACAGAGUGUAAGUGAAACCAAUUAAAUUUAAUAACAGCCACCUUUAAUUUAAAGGAGUAGCAUCAACUUGAAAUACAGUAAACUCAAAAACACGAGUUAGAAGUAAUUUCAGUUAUUACACUUGUGCCUGAGCCCCGCUGCAAACUGUUUACAGUUGUUUUUCUAUUUUUUUUUAAUUCCCUUCUUCAUUUUUUGUGUGAAAAACUCUACAAAUGGGGAACUCACUGAGGACCCUAUCCUGCAGAAACUUAUGUGUGAGUAACUUUACUCAUUCAGAUAGUCCCGUUGAACUUAGGCCUGGCCUUGGAAUCUAUGAAAGGGAGAAGUAAUUAAAUGUAAUAGAAGCCACAGCUUCUAGAUAGAGUUUUAUGCUAUUACGCCCUGCUGAAAAAAUGGGAAAAUACUUUUAAAUAGUAAUUCCUUAGGUCUGUAUUUUAUUGUCCUAACCAUAAUGACAUAGAGCCCUUAAAGAACAAAAGAGUGCCGAGAGAAUUCUGCAAUCAUUAUGGUGUCUAUACAUAGAUUUUUAUUUUUAUUUUUUUUUUCUCAAGGCAUUUUAACUGCUCCAGAUUAAAAAGCUUGAUCCCACAAUCUUUAGGCAAAAUUCCUCAUUACCUCAGUUGGAGUUUUCCCUGUGUAAAGACUGUGGGACAACACCCAAAGUAUAUACUUGUGUCCUUGAAUAUGAUUUUUUCUUAUGGCUAAAAUCUUGGAUCCAACAUAUAUCCUCUGCAGCCAGGCUGUGAGCUGAGGAGUUGGAAUUUUCUGUGAUUGCUGGUCCAGCCCCAGCUUGAGGAAUGGCUAGUGUAUCCUUCAGAGUAGCAGCCGUGUUAGUCUGUAUCCACAAAAAGAAAAGGAGUACUUGUGGCACCUUACAGACUAGCAAAUUUAUCUGAGUGUAAGCUUUCGUGAGCUACAGUAUCCUUGUAUCAUUAAAUCCAUCAGCCUACUGCUAACCCAAAAUGCCUGCUGCAUAGCAGCAUGCAGGGAGCCUCCUCAGCUAUGAGCCACACACACAGAAGUAUUCAAUCCCUAUGCAGGCUCUUUUAAUCUUGCCACCCUUCCUGCUGCUCUGUCAUUUGCACAAGAGAAAUGCAACAGUUUUGCUACAGGAAUAAAAGAGUUAGAGAGAAGAUGCUAAAAGUGAAUAGAAAAGCAACUACAAAAAUUCAUACAUUUAGAAACAUUUAAAAGAAUGAUAAAGAACCAAAAUUUUCAGAGAAUGCUGUGAAGAGAGUUCUGAUUUGUGUUCUUACUUUUCACAUGGAAUUCAGUCCUGUGGGAUUUUCAUUGUCUUUACUACAGUGUGCAAUAAAAAACCCCAAACCUACUGUAUGUGAUAUUGCUUCAAAGGAGAUGAAAAUUGUCUGCACCAAUGAGAACCUGCUUUAAUUUUUAACAUACUUCGAAGGCCAACCCUUAGCAGUGAAUAGACACUUUUAACAAAAUGAAGGGUUUUUAUCUAUAGCUAUAAGUUUCAGUAUUAAUCUAGAAUGAUCUGCUAGAUACAGUAUAUGGAUGUGGUUCCUAUUAGAACAAGUUGUAUAUUUUAGGCCCUGAUCCUACAAAGAUUUAUACACACACUUGACUUUAAAUAUGUGACUUUAGGUCUCAAUCCUGCAAACACAUAUGUGUUUAACUUUACUAGCAUGAGUAGUCUCAUGGUAGUCAAAAACAUGCAUAUGUGUUUGCAGGAUCAGGCAUUAGUUUGCACAGUAACUUGUUAGCACUUUUAUUGCUUUUCGUAUUAGGAAAAGUGACAGGUAAUAAGAGCUCAAUGCACUUGAACUCAGUGAGAAUUUUUCCUGAGUAAGUAAUGUAGGAUAUGCUCUAUUUGAUGUGCUUUGCUUUCAUUAUAAAGUGUAACUGUAAUAUUUUAGUAUGUUGCACAAAUAUGGUGAUGAAUUUAUUUAUUAUUACUACUGAAAAUUUUUAAAAAUGUUUUGUAAAAAAUUAAUAUAUUCUGCAUUGUAAUAAAGUCUUUUAACUUUCUUAAA